CGAAUGAUUUGAAAUCUGGUUUUAACUGUGUGCGUGUCUACUAUUUGCAGCAAUUAACCAAUUUCCUUUUAUAGGCAGGGAUGAUUUCAUGAAGUCCUUUUAGUGAAAUCUUAAAUGUGAAACACAAAUGCCAUUCUGAUUCCUGAUUGCUACUGCGCAUGCUUUCACUGUUUCGGGGGUUGGGAGAAACUUAAAUAAGAGGAUAAUAAAUAACAGGCUGAACUGGAAUGAGCCACAACAUAUCAACUGUAUGUCUGCUGCUUAUAUUGCUGCUGCACAGACCUCACACGGCAUCGCUUUCAAAGAUACCUUGGGCCUUUUUGAAAUCCUAUUCUACACAAGGCAUAACCAGUCGGAGAUUUCUGUUCAUUGUCUAAUGUCUGAAAGACGUUAUUACUUCAAAGCAGAGCAGCGAUAUAAUACCUCAGGUGACGGCGAAGAGGAAUCUCAUGUCAAUGUGACCCCUUUGUAUCCUUGUGAUAACAACAACAACAAAGAAUGUGACAUUAAUCAUAGCGAGCAAGAGCCUGACAAUGACGACGAUUUGGAGUUCCUGCAAGACGUACCCAACUCACCCAGUAGCAUUGAUCGCAGCUCCAUUGGCUCAAUACCCUGGGCGGACGAUGCUAUAAAAAAAAACAAACUGGAUUGGGAAAAAGUCGAACGCAUGUUGACUGGAGAAGCUCCCCUGAUAGAAAUGGAGCCUGACCUCCGACACGAAAUUAGUGACUGGCAUAAUAAAUUUCCAUGUGUGUUGGCUAUUGAAAAGAAGCCUCUAAUGGAAAAAAGAUAUGAUGCUAAUGUUCAUUUUCAUGAUAGAGAAUUGGAUUCUAUCUCUGAUCUGAGUCUUAAUUCAUUGAAUGAAUAUGGCGAUAGUGGAGAGCAAGAUAAUGGAUUCUUAACGCCAACAGUAGGAUACCAGUGGAUACCCAAAAUGCCUACAGCUCUGAAUUAUAUUCGUUCUGCUAAAAAUCUUGACACUAAACAUGAAAUUGACCUGCAGGUCACACCGUUGAAACUCAACCUAAGAAAACGCGAACACUCCCAGUCGUCAUUAACGCAUAGGUCACCUCAAUCCAUCACAACUGCUACUGCCACAGCAGCAGUAACAUGUGUACGUUCCUAUCUCAGAAUGCCGCCCAUUUUCAACGUAGUCGAUUCCAACCAUCGUUUUCGAGGCCUACUUAAUAAUCGAAGUUUUGUGCAACUAACACAGGUUCAGGUUCAACAACAGCCAAAGUCUGCUGCAAUAUUAUACGCAAGUAGUGCAGAGCGGAGACAGCCUGCAGGCAUUUGUACAGCUUGGCAUAUGCCUAUGGUCUCCACACGGUUUCUUAGCAACAAGCAUAGUAUUGUGCUGCCAUCCCUGAAUCCUCAAAGAGACCAUUCAACGACUUGUGCAACAUCUAGCCAUAGUAUUUCGAGUAGUGUCUUAAUGAGCGGAGACAAUAGCACAAUAUCAUCACUGCGCUCCGCAGAACCCAUUUACAAAACCCAAUGUAAAGAACAAUUUCAUAUGUCGUUAGCGCAAUUGCGAACUAAUUCAAUAACUCCAUCACCUGUACGUUCAAUUUCAGCUGCUGUGCAUAAUCCUCGCGCUGAACUUGUAGCUGGCAAUGGAUACUCUUUACCAUAUAGUGCAAAAUUAAAAGCACAUAAAUAAUCAAAUUCUAAUAUUGUAUCCAACGAUAAAAUGUUCUCUUACAUCUCUACGUUAAAUUAUUAAAACAGAACCAUCGCAUAAGGGGGAUACAAUUAUUAACUGAGUGGCACCAAGAAACUCCAGUGAAACAAUUUUUGGAUCAGUAGAAUUUGAGUUAGCAAAUAAAAAGAAUAAUUAAUACUAAAAGGAGUUAACAUUUGAUGGCCUUAGGAGCUAACACUCACCACCCUUUAGUUAUUAUAUAUUUUGUAUAAUAAUUAAGCAUGUAAAUAGUAACAAUAUGAUUUUCCACAUUAUAAUACCUAAUAAAGAAUUCUUAAGCUUUAGAGUUAUUUUCAUAUCAAUCAAAAUAGUCCUUGGAAAUGAAUACACUGAAUACAUUAUCUACAAUAACUGUGUGCUACAAGUCUGAUUUGAAAGAAUCCUAAAAUGAAUUAAUCAUUUUAGUUAUAAAAAGAAAAAUACACAAAAUUAAUUUA
Drosophila busckii is the source of this 2142-nucleotide messenger RNA. RefSeq lists its product as uncharacterized. Lineage: Eukaryota; Metazoa; Arthropoda; Insecta; Diptera; Drosophilidae. The transcript is spliced from 2 exons. The record is from RefSeq and is a predicted model, not a curated record. The coding region runs from base 251 to 1663 and encodes 470 amino acids.